This is a messenger RNA of Aspergillus caelatus, 1170 nucleotides long. Its product is annotated as chalcone synthase B. The transcript has 2 exons. Gene Ontology annotation, biological process: polyketide biosynthetic process. Bases 1 to 1170 code for a protein of 389 amino acids. Lineage: Eukaryota; Fungi; Ascomycota; Eurotiomycetes; Eurotiales; Aspergillaceae. The record is from RefSeq and is a predicted model, not a curated record. Gene Ontology annotation, molecular function: acyltransferase activity, transferring groups other than amino-acyl groups.
AUGGGUGCAAUUCUUUCCAACCUGGCUGACGACGCUUCAGCCUACCCAUUACAAGAGGAUGAAGGUACCUUGAUGAUUACCGGUCUCGCGACCAAAUGGCCACCCAAGCUUAUUGGUCCAGAAGAUAUGAAAGCAUAUGCCCUGAACCAUUACCCAGAAAAUGCCCCCUGGCUCCAAAGCUUAUUGAAGAUUAACGAACAAACUGGCAUACAAACUCGUGCCGUGGUAGACAUCUGGGAUGACCCACAAUGGAAUCAGGAUAGUUCCCCUACAGCAGAAGACGUCGAUACUGCAUUUCGUAACUACGGAGUCCAGCUUACAAAGGCUGCCGCCCUAGAUGCCUUGAGAGAUAGCCACAUCACCCCAAGCUCCGUUACACAUGUUGUGGCAGUCACAGCAACCAAUGCGGGCAGCCCGGGGUAUGAUCAGAUCGUAGCCCGGGAGUUGGGCAUUCCUGCGACUGCAGAAAGAGCUCUCCUUGCUGGUGUUGGCUGCGCUGGAGGCCUAGCUGCACUAAGGGUAGCCUCUAAUCUAGCAAGAGCAGCAACCUUACAACACCAAGAGGCACGGAUUUUGAUUAUUGCGUGUGAGAUCUGCAGCAUCCAGAUCCGGGCUGAGCUCCAUGCUGCAUCCCAAUCACAUACUGUCGGGAUCGGGCCAGCCCUCUUUGGUGACGGUGCGGCGGCUAUGGUGUUGUGCAACUCUUAUAACCUGAAUGACAAGGUUCCUAGACGCUUCAGCGUUAUUGAUUGGCGGACAUGUAUCACCCCCAGGACACAUGAGGACAUGUCCUAUCAAGUAACAUCUAAUGGAUUCCUUCUCUCGCUCUCGAAGCAGGUUCCUAAGUACACUGCUGCCUCUCUGCAAACGCCGUUUCAAAGCCUACUCGAGACAAAUGGAAAACGAAUGUCUCCAGUGGACUUUGACUGGGCUGUUCAUCCCGGUGGCCUUUCUAUCAUUAAAGGUGCGCAGAUGGCAAUGAAAUUGCCCGAUGAGGCAUUGAUGGCGAGCUACGAGAUCUAUAGGAGUCGGGGAAAUGCAUCAAGCGUGGCAGUCCUUGCCGUCUUAGACAGGUUACGGUCGAUGGAGAUGCGAAAACCAGAUGUCAUUGCGUGCAGCUUUGGACCUGGCCUCACCACGGAAAUGGUUCUCCUGAAGCGAUGGUUGUAA